Angiostrongylus costaricensis is the source of this 771-nucleotide messenger RNA. NCBI's taxonomy places the organism in Eukaryota, Metazoa, Nematoda, Chromadorea, Rhabditida, Metastrongylidae. The record is from the annotation of a GenBank genome assembly.
AUGGAGAAACGAAUUUUGAUGUUAAAGCAAACAUCAAGAAAGCACUCGAAAAAUGGUGGAACCAAGCAAAGAACGCAUAUAUUUACAAGGAUAACAAAUACCAAACGACAGUCCAUGAAUUUUCAAAUUGGUUACAUGGGCGACUCUAUCAUGUGGCGUGACGGAAAGUAUUGUCGAACCAGCAACGACUGCACGAUUUUUCCAAAUUCGAAGUGUGAAGACGGACUAUGCAUCAAACCUAAACAGCAGCCAGAUAGCAACAAAUCAGAAAUGUGCGAAGGCAGCAGCGGAAUGACAGAUGCUGUGCGAAAGACUUUCUUGGACACGCACAAUUUCUACAGCUGCGAACUUGAACAGUCGUCCACGUAUCAUGCGGGAUUCUGUCAGUUCUCACAUUCAUCUGGUGAUUACGGCGAAAACAUCUACACUGUCUAUACACCACGCUUUGAGAAGCGCGUUAUAGCUGAGAUGGCCACAGAAAGUUGGUUUGAAGAGCUAGAGGAUUUCGGUGUUGGAAAAAAUGUUAUUCUCACACAGCAACUGUUUAACCGCUAUCCAGGUCAAAUUGGUCACUAUACUCAGCUGGUAUGGCAGGAAACAAAAUAUGUUGGCUGUGGAAUUAAAGAGUGUUACGACAAAACGUUGGUCGUGUGCCAGUACAAGAAAGCAGGAAAUCGGUUCAACAACAAGAUUUACGACGUUGGCCCACCAUGUUCGAAAUGUCCAUCGCCACAGAGAUGCAAUAAAGCAGAAGGGCUCUGUUUCGUUUAG